Molecule: messenger RNA, 5059 nt
Organism: Capra hircus (goat)
Lineage: Eukaryota; Metazoa; Chordata; Mammalia; Artiodactyla; Bovidae
Gene: CXXC4
Product: CXXC finger protein 4
Exons: 2
Coding region: 57-1178 (373 amino acids)
Cellular component (GO): nucleus
Molecular function (GO): methyl-CpG binding; zinc ion binding
Source: RefSeq, a predicted model, not a curated record
UGUCGGACCAAACGGUCCCCACUUCCACCCUGCACCCCUUCUUUCCCCCUUGCACCAUGAACACCAAUGUCUGCGUGGAGCCCGGGCCGAGCCCGGAGGCCCCGGGCUUGCCCAAGGAAAGCCACCUGCCCGAGGGGUCCCUGAACAGCCUUGUGGAUUACAACUCGGAGAUGGAGCGCUACCGCUCCUUUGCCACCUCCUUCUACAAGACCAACGGGGGCGCCUUCCCGCAGGCCGCCAAGAUCGCGCGCAUCACCACCCCCAUCUUCCCCAGCAGCGCCGCCGCCGCCGCGGCCGCCGCGCGCAUCGGCAUGUCCCCCUGGAACUGCGACAACGCGGCCACCGCCGCCGCCGCCACCGCCAUGCUCUGGGGCAGCGGCGGGGGCGGGGGCGGCGGCGGGGGAGGCGGCGGCGGCGGUGGGGGCGGCGGCGGGGGCGGUGGGGGCGGCAGGAAAUCCUCCUCCGCCGCCGCCUCCUCCUCCGCCUCCUCCUCGGCGAUCCUCCCCGCCGGCGGUGGCGGUGGUGGCGGCGGCGGUGGCGGCGGCGGCGGCGGCGGCGGCGGCGGCGGCGGCAGGACCAGCAUGCACCACCGAAAUGACUCCCAGAGGCUGGGGAAAGCUGGCUGCCCGCCAGAGCCAUCGUUGCAAAUGGCAAAUACUAAUUUCCUCUCCACCUUAUCCCCUGAACACUGCAGACCUUUGGCGGGGGAAUGCAUGAACAAGCUCAAAUGCGGCGCUGCUGAAGCAGAGAUAAUGAAUCUCCCCGAGCGCGUGGGGACUUUUUCCGCUAUCCCGGCUUUAGGGGGCAUCUCAUUACCUCCAGGGGUCAUCGUCAUGACAGCCCUUCACUCCCCCGCAGCAGCCUCAGCAGCCGUCACAGACAGUGCGUUUCAAAUUGCCAACCUGGCAGACUGCCCGCAGAACCAUUCCUCCUCCUCCUCGUCCUCCUCAGGGGGAGCUGGCGGAGCCAACCCGGCCAAGAAGAAGAGGAAAAGGUGUGGGGUCUGCGUGCCCUGCAAGAGGCUCAUCAACUGUGGCGUCUGCAGCAGUUGCAGGAACCGCAAAACGGGACACCAGAUCUGCAAAUUUAGGAAAUGUGAAGAGCUAAAGAAAAAACCUGGCACUUCGCUAGAGAGAACACCUGUUCCCAGCGCUGAAGCAUUCCGAUGGUUCUUUUAAAGCAGUAGUAUAUCUUAUUUUCAAGGCAUUUGGAAGUGAAGGGCAAACUAAUGUCUUGUUUUAAGAAACUGCUUAGUCCACCACUGAAGAAAAUAUCCAGAUAUUAUUUUCAUUUUAUGUAUAGGGGUUUCUUCAAAAAAAAAGGGGGGGAUAAAAAAAAAGACAUAUAAAAAUAAUCUGGGAGCUUGGGGAAUUGGCCAGUCUAUUUACUUUCAAUACACUGAUUCUUUCUUUGAUGUAAUUUAGCUAUCCUAGUGAAGUUGUUGUCUAUUUUGAAAGUGGCUGUAAAAAACAAGUUUGGGUAAACCCCUGCUGUAAAAUCAUGUAUCUUUGCAAAGUACAUAUCUAUACUUCAUUUUCAAAUAUAUGUGUUUCAGUACUGUAAACUGUACAGAUAGCAGCUUGUAUUUUGUGUGUUUAGACACAAGAAGACAAUCAUGUCUGAGCAUCUAUGGAGAUUAACAGUUUGUUCACAACACUCCGGUUCUGCGAGUUAAAUCUGGAGCAAUAAAUUUUAGCUUUAAAUAUUUUUUUGCCAGUUGUUUCUAGGAGCAGCAACAACAGUGGCGUGUUUUGCCAUGCAUCUUUCCGUAGAGACUUGAUGCCAAGUUUUACAAGACUAAAAGAUGAUGAUGCAUCCAGCAGUUACCUUCAGUUGUAUUGUUCUAAGAGGGGAAGAUAUUAGGAAAGUUUCAAUUAAUCUUUUGAGCACUAUAUUAGAGUAGUGGUUAUGCACUUGCAUUGCUUACAAACGAGCUGUACAGAAGGGUAUACCUCCCAAAUCCUUAGUGUAGUUGACUUGUCUUGGGUGGCACUGUAACAUGGAGUACUCAGAGUAGUUGAAACAUGCAGAAUCUGUUGUAUACCUUUUUUGUUCUUUCUUUAAACAGUGUUUUCUAGGAUACAGGCUAGAGUAUCAUAUCUUAGGGGUGAAAUUCACGACUGACUUUUCUUUUCCCCCCAGCCCAACAUGGGCUUUUUUUGUUUGUAUGUAUUUUUUUGUUUGCCUGUUUUUCUGCUUCUUUUUUGGUAGAAAAAAAAAAUGAACACUUAAUAAAAAUAUCCAAUUGUUUAAAUUCCAUGUAUGAUAUUAAAAGUGUAGUUUUGUUUUAAAAUUUGAUUUCCCCCCAGCCUCCUACAUCGAGACAUGGCUGGGUACAUUUUUAAGUUCAAAAGAGUGAAACGCAUUCAUGGAAGUGAGGCUGUUAAAUCUCUUUUGAUCUUCCUUGCUCACAGCCUCCCAGUUAAAACCGUGGCCUUCCCCGAGGCCCUCCAUGAAAUGCUCCAUGGUCCCCAUUCCCAUUCUCAUCACCAUCACCGGAUGCUUCCAUUCCUGAGAAGGCAGGGCCACAGUCUAUGGAAUUCCAUAAAUGCAAACAGCCCCCAAACAAAAGGAGCUAAUGCUUCAUAGGACCUGAGCUCCCUUUUCUCAUAAUGUUUGGUUUUCCUCUGCGGUCAGUGUUCUUUAGGCUGGCCCGUUAGGACAAAUGUUUAUGAUGGCCUGAUCCCUAAGAGUUUUAGUUCUCUCUCUCUCCUUUUUUCCCCUGCAAAUUAUAAAGCCUGUUUUCAGCUUCAGAAAUAAGACAGAGUUUAGCAAAAACACAUACAGUAUGCAAGUUGCCAUAUUACUGUAUCUUUUUGUUCCCUAGUCACUAGCCAGCGGUUUUAGCCUGUGACAUCCCAUUGACCUGCUGACAACUUAGCAACAUGGAUCAGGUGAAGAAAAAUAACUUGAGAAGGCAGAGGGUGAUGAAAGGAACUAUAAAGUUUUAGAAAGACUAGCAGAUGAAUAAUUUUAAAAGGCUAGUUAUAAUCUUGAAUGGGAAAAAAUACAGACAGAGGAGGUUUUUUUAAAAGCAGAAGGAGCUCUUCAUUGCUAAAGUGCUGGCAAGGGGGGCGGGGAGAAAGUACUUGAAAAUGCCAAUGUGAAAAACAAUGACUUAAUUUGCCUAGAGUAUGGAUACAAGGUCUACAGCUACUGUCAAAUAGCCUUUUUGAGGAAAAUUCACUAUGUAUUACACUUAUCCAUGUUUAGAGAAGAAAAUUAUAUGAUCGCAAAGUAAAACGUGCUGUAUAUUCAUUUUGAGAUAGCUUUCUUCUUGAUGUAUAUUCCUUUGAAGGUUCUAGUUAGAAUUUCUAUUUCUGCUGUGGGACCAAUAAGAGCUAUAUGAGUUCUUUCUUGUUCCAUUUUUAAUUUUAUUUGACUUUUUUUAAAACCAAUUUGCUAAUGAAUUACGAGUAAGUGAAAACUUGCUUCCACACUUGAAUGGUAAGCUUGCCUUGCUUUUAGGAAAGUGAUCGUUGUUAUUACAGAAUUGAAACAAACUUUUAUUCGGUUGCAUUAGGCAUACGAUAACAUAUGAAGAUCUCAUCACAAUGUACUGUGAGUCUAAAAUACAUGCUAGUAUUGCAUGUCUUGAUGUGUUUUUAUUUGUUUCCUUAAAGAAUUAAUGAGUUUGUAUAUUGUGAAAUGUGAUUUUUUUACAUGUGAAUUCAAUUUUUUAAUGAAAUAAUCUGUUAAUUAUUGAUAUGGAGAAGCGCAGCUCUUCUUGAAUUCCUUAUGUGUUUUUGUUCCUGAUGUUGUUCUUUUUUAAACCACCCAUUUUUUAAUGUUUUGGGUUAAGCUAUUUAUUCAAUCGAGGGUGCAUGUAAGGUUCCCUUUGGUGAUGCUGAAAAAACGUAUCACUCCUCUGGCCUCCCCCCGGUUUUCUCCCUCGUAAGUUCAUGUAUUGAGAACUUGUAAAGCAUAUCGUAGCAGCACUGAGGGAGUGACUGAAAGAUUUACACUUUUCUUGAUUCUUAAAUACCAAUGAAGUGUAACUUUAAAAAAUUCCUUGGUGUAUGUUUCAUAUUCAGAAUCAAGAAAAUUCAGAAGAUAGCAAUCAGCUGUAGAUCAUGUGGGCUAUCUUUACAACUUAAAAAUUACAUCUCAGAUAAGCCAAAUAAAAAACUUUGUGUGAGAGGUCAAGUACAGAGGUGGAGGCGGAGGUGAGGAGCUGCCAUCAUGCGUCAGCGUCUGGGAAGACUAUGGAAAGUCCUUGGGCUGCUGCCAUGUAGUGCAGGGGACCCAUCCCUUUGUCAGCUCUCACUCAGCACUCUAAUAUCACAAGAGCAUCAGAGUGCAAAUCUCUCUCUUUCCAGGCCUUCAACCCAAAGUGGCUUUCUGAUGGAUUCCGCCUGUCUGUGCGCAAGUGGAGGGCAUAUUUACAAACUAGAAAUGUGUCCAUUCUUGGGAGGGAGAACAUUAAUAGGCUUCCCCCAGGGUAAGAAUAUAUAAACGUGUCUCCUGUUGCUUAAUUCCCAACACCCAACUUUCUUCUUCUAAACACAUUCAUAGGAAGCAAGAGAUGGAAGACUUCCUAUGAAUUAAUAUUAAGCAGUCAUUAAAAGAAAGGAAUAUUCCCUUCCUUUCAUUCAGAACCCCUGGCAUGUAAGUUGCACAAUUAAUACUAAAGCAUAUAGUCGUUCAGCUGAUAGUGUCUGUAAUCAAAUAAUGAGGAAAAGAAAGCAGUUAAAUGAACACACUAUUCGGGGCAAAUAUGUUCAGCAAAAAACCGUUGUGGGUCUUUGAUCAUGGCUAGAUUCACAGUGAUAUCGCACAGUUGGUUCUCAUGUAACAGCUAAAUGUUUCAAAUUUUGUUUUUAUUAAAUUUGGCAGUUUCACACUGAGAUCUGUAUUCCUAGUGAAUAAAAGACAGUUACUAUGUUAGGAGGGAUUUCAUUUUCACAAUUGCAAGGAAGUCAGCGAUAUUUCAGGAACAUGGGCCACAAAAUGUACUCCUUUCACAGUGUUCUCCUAUUCUGAACUGUGCAGUUAUCUAUUAAAUUUUCUAAUAGAUAUUUGUGUAAGGUGUAUGUAUGCUUGUGCAAUUAUUAAAAAA